Messenger RNA from Rotaria sp. Silwood1, 963 nucleotides. Lineage: Eukaryota; Metazoa; Rotifera; Eurotatoria; Philodinida; Philodinidae. The record is from the annotation of a GenBank genome assembly.
AUGUCUGACGACAACGCAGAUAAUGUAAAUGCUGACGAAGAGAUUAGUGAUGAACAAUUCGAUGCUAUGCUUCAGAAUGCUGGUAUAAAUGAUGUUAAUGGAUUCAUGGACCAUUUUGAUGAAGAAGCGGAAAAAGAUGAUGGAGAACCGGAUGAUGACGAGGAUGAUGCUGACGGUGAUGGUGAUGAUGAUGGUGACGGUGACGGUGAUGGUGACGGUGACGGUGAUGGUGACGGUGACGGUGAUGGUGACGGUGACGGUGAUGGUGACGGUGACGGUGAUGGUGACGGUGAAGGUGACGGUGAAGGUGACGGUGACGGUAACGAUAAUGCUGAGGCUGAACAACAGGAAGAUACUGAAGGUGAUGAAAAUCAAGACACUGCUGCUCCUGAAGAAACACCACCAGCUAACCCUGAUGAUGAAAUGGAAGGAGCUGCCGGUGGAAAGCCUGCACGUAAAAAGGGUACAGGCGGAAAGGGUGCAGGUGGAAAGGGUGCAGGUGGAAAGGGUGCAGGUGGAAAGGGUGCAGGUGGAAAGGGUGCAGGUGGAAAGGGUGCCGGUGGAAAGGGUGCCGGUGGAAAGGGUACCGGUGGAAAGGGUGCCGGUGGAAAGGGUGCCGGUGGAAAGGGUGCCGGUGGAAAGGGUGGAAAUAAAAUGAGUAAAGUUGACAAGAAUGCUGCGAAAAAAAUGGAAAACGGUACGGGAGAGCCAAAUAAUAAGGGUGCUCUUGAUCCACAGUAUCAGGACAUACAACAAUUGUAUGCGUUGUAUCAACAAUAUAUGGCUGCUGCUGCAUAUAUGCAAAUUGCUAGUAUAGCUGCGUACCUGCAGCAAAUAGGGAUUAACCCAAGAGGAAUAAUGUUGGCACAAAAAGCUGUCCCAAGAGUCAAUCAAUUUAAUAAUGGUACCACUAACUUUGAACAUUUAAUGGGUCUUCUUAAUUUAGUAGCUCAAAUUUAUUAA